UUAGAGGUGGAAGCUUUCGAUGUUUCGAAGUUCACGCUAGUUGAACACGAACAGGUGCGAGUUAACAGACAAGAAAUUGUUUCAUUGUAGUAUGAACGUGCUACAAAGUGUAUUCUGCAGUGUGGUACCUUCCUUUUUUUGUGAUAGUGUAAAAGGUGCUUGUUUAAAGUUCCAAGCUUCAAGUUGGAGUUUGAGUUGAAAGUUCUCCUAGGAGUUUUUCAGACCAGAACCAAACUAUCCGUAUCGAUAUAGUGUGCGGCUCAUGGUAGUUGAUGGUAUUAAAAAUAAUGUGCUCCAGUUACCAAGGAAACCAUAGUAUCAAGUCGGCGUGAUGUUCCUUGAACCAUGGCCAAAUCUCAUUGCGCCACCAUCCACAGGCAUCUAUUAUGGAUGUUCACGAUUUUUAUUCAAAGAUCGGUGACAAUUGCUCUCACGGACAACCGAUGCUUCCUGGAAAACGGUGCUUCUUCAGAAAACUUCUUCGUCGCGGAAGACCUUCCCGUGGGAGCCGUAAUAGGUCAAAUUCGAGUCCACGGGGAUCCCAGACCAAGCGGAUCCAUCAGCCUCCAUCUCAAAGAAACAGACAGUCCAGUAAUUGUAACGCCUGGCACCAAAAACCUGACCCUAAAAAAGCCUCUAGACAAAGAAGGAAUCGAUGGUCCAUCCUCAGUGUUCGUGAAUCUCGUCUGCGAGAGAAUUGGCACACUUGAUCCGGGAUUCGUGAUACCGGUCAACAUCAGAGUGACGGACGUUAACGAUAACGCCCCGGUUUUCAUCAAUGCCCCGUACGUUCUCAACAUUUCCGAAGUGACUGUGAUAGGAACGCGGGUUCUACAGGGUGUGCACGCGGUAGACAACGAUCAGCAGGGCAUUUUCUCGAGUGUUCGAUAUUCGGUGUUGCCGGGUGUUAAUUCCGACUUUUUCGAAUUCGAAAACGAACUUGAAGGGACGUUGGUGCUGAAAAAACCCCUGGACUAUGAGAGUUUGAAGAGUUUUGAAGUGCAUAUAAGGGCGCAGGACCACGGCGAACCCCCGAAGAAAACAGACACCAUUCUGACUGUUCAUGUGAUAGAUGCUGACGAUCAGAAUCCGAAAUUCCUCGAUGACAGAUAUACCUCAUCGGUUCCUGAACCACCAAAGAAAGGCUCUCUGUUAUUUGUCAAGCCAAGAGAAAUCAAAGCCGUCGAUCAAGAUAUAGGAAUAAAUGCUCCUGUUUACUAUACUUUCAACGAAGUAGGCGUGGAGUAUACAUUUUUCAGACUGAACAGGUUAACUGCUAAAAUCAGUCUUGCCAAAAACUUGACCGAAAACGAUCUUCCACAUCCGGUAACUUUGGUAAUCAGAGCGACUCAGCAAGAUAAUCCUGAUAGAUAUGCCUUGGCAACACUGACGGUGUCGAGGAGCUAUGCGAAAGAAAUAAAAUUCUUGCACAGCACCUUCUACAUCAAGGUAUCCGAAGUAUUACCUCCUGGUACAGUGAUAGGAACACUCACCAAUAAUAGACCUGGAGAACUAUUGCGAUAUUUUGUAUCGGAUCAAAAUAUUCUGAAGACUUUUGCUUUGAAUACCAGAGGCGAAUUUUCUUUGAGGAAGAAAUUAGAUUUUGAAGAUAGACCCGAGUAUUUUUUCAAAGUUUUUGCCACUGAUGGAAUAACAAACGACUCUUGCGUGGUGAAUAUAACAGUUGAAGACGUCAACGAAUGGGAACCGAGGUUCCGUUACCCGCACUACGAGUUCUUCAUCGCUGGUCAGCCGGAAGAGUUAUUGGGGAGGAUCGAAGCAGCCGAUGGAGACAAGAACGACAAGCUCACCCUUUCCUUGACCGGAGUCAACGCCACCCUUUUCUCCAUAUCGCAAAAUGGGGAAUUGAGGUUGAGAAAUCCUAAAGGUUUUAAAGGUGUUGCCAACUUUGCUGUAAUAGCAACCGAUAGCGGAACACCCCCAAAAACCGCAACAGUUCCAGUUACCGUCCAUUUUUCGGAAACUGGAGACAAGUCUGGUAUAACUUCCAGUAAAAAAAGUAAUGAAGGUCCCCUUCUUUUGGCCGGACUAGGUGCAAUAUUGUUACUUUUAACGUUCGUCGUGAUCAUAUUGAUCGCUUAUAUUUGUAAAGUUAAGAAAAAUUCCCACUCGGAAGUAGCAUCCUUUCAAUCACAAAAACAGGCCCCCGUUAGUGGUGCCAAAAAAAUCAGCAACCCCAUGUUCGGUGGCAGAUCUGGGACGCCAACUGCAUCUGCCUUGGGCGGGAUUUCCAGCGAGAUGAAGUCGAGGAUACCCAGUCCGAAAGUGCACCCCGCCCCUCAACCUCCGCCUGUGUGGCCUUCGUCGGACGCUUCUAACAGGGUGAAGAAAUUGAGUUGGGGUGACGAUCGAAAUGAAGCAGGAAGCGCUGAACAUGUAAAUGAACCGGAAAGUACGCCAAAGUUACAAAGUAAUACGAACUUGACAGUAUAUUUUUGAAUCUAUUUUUUAUAUAUAUAAAUAUUCAUUGAAUGUAAAAUGUGUGAACUCUUAUGUAAAUUUGCUAAUAAAA
Molecule: messenger RNA, 2533 nt
Organism: Leptinotarsa decemlineata (Colorado potato beetle)
Lineage: Eukaryota; Metazoa; Arthropoda; Insecta; Coleoptera; Chrysomelidae
Gene: Cad96Cb
Product: protocadherin Fat 4-like Cad96Ca
Biological process (GO): homophilic cell-cell adhesion
Cellular component (GO): plasma membrane
Molecular function (GO): calcium ion binding
Source: RefSeq, a predicted model, not a curated record